ACACCUUCCAGUUCGCCGACGUGGACCACAGCUACGUCCCUUCGCGCGCCGAGAUCAAGAGGCAGGCGCAGCGGCUGAUCGAGGGGAAGCUCAAGGCGGCCAAGAAAAAGAAGAAGUAGCCCCGCCGCCCCGCUCCCUGCUUUGUUACACAAAUAAACAUUUUUCGAGGACUGCUGCGGACGCUGGGGCGACCGGGGUCUCGGAAAGGAGCACGGGGCACGCAGGAUCGGGGGAGGUUCUGCACGCAGGAUCGGGGGAGGCAGCCCGGGCCGGGAACUGCGCGCCAGAACCGCCUGCGCAUGCGCCCACGGCGCGCGCCGCGCCCCACGGCCCUCGCGGCGCCCCGUAGCCGUGCGCCCCUCGCGUCCCGCCGAGCCGGCGCCAAGAUGGCGGCGCUGACGCCUGGAGAGCGGCCGCGCCAGAGGCCGCGGGGGCCGAAGCGGAGCAGCCGCGGCUGAGGUUCCCGAGUCGCCGCUCGAGGCUGCGCUCCGCCGCCGGGACCCCGGCCUCUGGCCGCGCCGGCUCCGGCCUCCGGGGGGGCCGGGGCCGCCGGGACAUGGUGCGAGUCGCACCCCUUCCCCGCCGCCGCUGAACUCGCCGGCCGCGCCCGGGCUGGGACGUCCGAGCGGGAAGAUGUUUUCCGCCCUGAAGAAGCUGGUGGGGUCGGACCAGGCCCCGGGCCGGGACAAGAACAUCCCCGCCGGGCUGCAGUCCAUGAACCAGGCGUUGCAGAGGCGCUUCGCCAAGGGGGUGCAGUACAACAUGAAGAUAGUGAUCCGGGGAGACAGGAACACGGGCAAGACAGCACUGUGGCACCGCCUGCAGGGCCGGCCGUUCGUGGAGGAGUACAUCCCCACGCAGGAGAUCCAGGUCACCAGCAUCCACUGGAGCUACAAGACCACGGAUGACAUCGUGAAGGUUGAAGUCUGGGAUGUGGUAGACAAAGGAAAAUGCAAAAAGCGAGGCGACGGCUUAAAGAUGGAGAACGACCCCCAGGAGGCGGAGUCCGAAAUGGCCCUGGAUGCUGAGUUCCUGGACGUGUACAAGAACUGCAAUGGGGUGGUCAUGAUGUUCGACAUCACCAAGCAGUGGACCUUCAAUUACAUUCUCCGGGAGCUUCCGAAAGUGCCCACCCAUGUGCCAGUGUGCGUGCUGGGGAACUACCGGGACAUGGGCGAGCACCGAGUCAUCCUGCCGGACGACGUGCAUGACUUCAUUGACAACCUGGACAGACCUCCAGGUUCCUCCUACUUCCGCUACGCUGAGUCUUCCAUGAAGAACAGCUUCGGCCUAAAGUACCUUCAUAAGUUCUUCAAUAUCCCAUUUUUGCAGCUUCAGAGGGAGACGCUGUUGCGGCAGCUGGAGACAAACCAGCUGGACAUGGAUGCCACACUGGAGGAGCUGUCGGUGCAGCAGGAGACGGAGGACCAGAACUACGGCAUCUUCCUGGAGAUGAUGGAGGCUCGCAGCCGCGGCCAUGCGUCCCCACUGGCGGCCAACGGGCAGAGCCCAUCCUCGGGCUCCCAGUCACCAGUGGUGCCUCCAGGCGCCGUGACCACAGGGAGCUCCAGCCCCAGCACACCCCAGCCCGCCCCACAGCUGCCCCUCAAUGCCGCCCCACCAUCCUCUGUGCCCCCUGUACCACCCUCAGAGGCCCUGCCCCCACCUGCGUGCCCCUCAGCCCCUGCCCCACGGCGCAGCAUCAUCUCUAGGCUGUUUGGGACGUCACCUGCUGCCGAGGCAGCCCCUCCACCUCCAGAGCCAGCCCCGGCCACAGAGGCCCCCACAACAGUCCAGAGUGUGGAGGACUUCGUUCCCGACGACCGCCUGGACCGCAGCUUCCUGGAAGACACAACCCCCGCCAGGGACGAGAAGAAGGUGGGGGCCAAGGCUGCCCAGCAGGACAGCGACAGUGAUGGGGAGGCCCUGGGCGGCAACCCGAUGGUGGCAGGGUUCCAGGACGACGUGGACCUCGAAGACCAGCCACGUGGGAGUCCCCCGCCGCCCGCGGGCCCCGUCCCCAGUCAAGACAUCACUCUUUCGAGUGAGGAGGAAGCAGAAGUGGCAGAUCCCCCAAAAGACCCUGCCCCGGCUCCCCAGCAGUGCUCAGAGCCAGAGACCAAGUGGUCCUCCAUACCAGCUUCGAAGCCACGGAGGGGGACAGCUCCCACGAGGACCGCAGCACCCCCCUGGCCAGGCGGUGCCUCUGUUCGCACAGGUCCGGAGAAGCACAGCAGCACCAGGCCCCCUGCUGAGAUUGAGCCGGGGAAGGGUGAGCAGGCCUCCUCGUCGGAGAGUGACCCCGAGGGGCCCAUCGCCGCACAAAUGCUGUCCUUCGUCAUGGAUGACCCCGACUUUGAGAGCGAGGCAUCAGACACACAGCACAGGGCGAAUGAGUUUCCCGUGCGAGACGACCCCUCUGAUGUGACUGACGAUGAGGCCCCUGCCCAGCCGCCCCCAGCCCCCAAGCUCCCUCUCCCCGCCUUCAGACUGAAGAAUGACUCGGACCUCUUCGGGCUGGGGCUGGAGGAGGCCGGACCCAAGGAGAGCAGUGAGGAAGGUAAGGAGGGCAAAACCCCCUCUAAGGAGAAGAAGAAGAAGAAGAAAAAAGGCAAAGAGGAGGAAGAAAAGGCUGCCAAGAAGAAGAGCAAACACAAGAAGAGCAAGGACAAGGAGGAGGGCAAGGAGGAGCGGCGGCGGCGGCAGCAGCGACCCCCGCGCAGCAGGGAGAGGACGGCUGCCGACGAGCUGGAGGCUUUCCUGGGGGGCGGGGCCCUGGGUGGCCGUCACCCUGGGGGUGGCGACUACGAGGAGCUCUAGGCUGGCGGGGGCAGUGGUGGCCCUGGGGCGGGGGCGUGCCUGUCACUGCCUGGGGAGGCGUUUGCCUCUGCACCAUCGCCUUUGCCACUGCCUGGUGGCUGCUGUGUGCGCGUCUGAGCUGGAAGAGGCCGGGCAUUGGUGGUCCCGGGGCUGGGCCCUGCAGGUGCUGGGCCUCCAGGCCUGGCGUGAGCCUGCUCUGCAAGAAGGGAAGGGACAGCUGGCUUCAGCCAGGCUCGGUGGACACCCUGGCCCUCUCGGGGCAGAGCCGCCAGUCCCCAGUGUUUCUCAGGGAUGUGACUGAGGCCCAGGAGGGACCCGUGAGGGUGUGUUUACAGAGGCUUGGCUGUGGGGUGCGCACUGCCCCGGCACCUGCUUGCCCUCCGCGCUCACCUGGGGCCGCAGCAUGCCUAUGGCUCCGCUUCCGGCCGGGAGCCCUGAACACGGGUGUGCAGACCCACCCUAAAGGGCAGCCCAGCCCCACGCUAGGCAAGGCUGGCGAGAGAUCGGAGGCAGCAUGUGAGGCCUCUCCUGGGAGUGGGGGUUGUGUUUCCCACAGUGGCCUCAGCUGCGCCCCCGCUCAGGUGAGCCCACAGGCAGGAGCCGGGAGGCACUCCUCCCAAACACUCCACUCAGACCAUAAAGCACUCCUGUUUCACUCUG
Molecule: messenger RNA, 3480 nt
Organism: Symphalangus syndactylus (siamang)
Lineage: Eukaryota; Metazoa; Chordata; Mammalia; Primates; Hylobatidae
Gene: RABL6
Product: RAB, member RAS oncogene family like 6
Cellular component (GO): cytosol; nucleus
Molecular function (GO): GTP binding
Source: RefSeq, a predicted model, not a curated record